GUCACGUGGCAUGGAGGUGGGCGGGGCACUGAAAGGUGUUCACGGCGGCGGCCGAGUACGCGGCUUUGGGUCGCGCCCCGCGGCCCGCCACCCUGCUGACCCCCCGCCUUUCUCCUAAAUCUCUCUCGCACUGGGGCGGUCCCGUCCGCGCUCGCUCGUCGGUUUGCGGGUGUGCGCAGGCGCGGCGGGGGAGAUUAGCUCUGUUGGGUGGGCGGCGGAGCCCGAGAGCGCGCGGGCGAGACCAUGGCGGGCAGCGGCGCGGGGGGCGGUAGUGUCGGGGAGACGAAGGUGAUUUACCACCUGGAUGAAGAAGAGACUCCCUACCUGGUGAAGAUCCCCGUCCCCGCCGAGCGCAUCACCCUCGGCGAUUUUAAAAGCGUACUGCAGCGGCCCGCGGGUGCUAAAUACUUUUUCAAGUCUAUGGAUCAGGAUUUCGGGGUGGUGAAGGAAGAAAUUUCAGAUGACAAUGCUCGCCUUCCCUGCUUCAAUGGAAGGGUGGUCUCCUGGCUUGUGUCAUCAGAUAACACCCAACCUGAGAUGACUCCCCCAGCCCAGGAGCCUCGGACAGAACUGGCACCUCCACCCCCACCAUUACCCCCUUUGCCACCGGAAAGGACCAGUGGCAUUGGGGACUCCAGGCCUCCAUCCUUCCACCCUAAUGUGUCCAGCAGCCGGGAAAAUCUUGAGCCUGAGACGGAAACAGAGUCAGUAGUGUCUCUGAGGCGGGAGCGGCCUCGCAGGAGAGACAGCAGUGAGCAUGGCGCUGGGGGCCACAGACCCAGCGGCCCCUCCAGGCUGGAGCGCCACCUGGCUGGGUACGAGAGCUCCUCAACCCUCAUGACCAGUGAGCUGGAGAGCACCAGCCUGGGGGACUCAGAUGAGGAUGACACCAUGAGCAGGUUCAGCAGCUCCACAGAGCAGAGCAGUGCCUCUCGCCUCCUCAAACGCCACCGGCGGCGGAGGAAACAGCGGCCACCCCGUCUGGAGAGGACCUCGUCCUUCAGCAGCGUCACCGACUCCACCAUGUCUCUCAACAUCAUCACAGUUACACUCAACAUGGAGAAGUACAACUUCCUGGGCAUCUCCAUUGUGGGCCAAAGCAAUGAGCGGGGAGACGGGGGCAUCUACAUCGGCUCCAUCAUGAAGGGUGGGGCCGUGGCAGCCGACGGGCGCAUCGAGCCAGGGGACAUGCUUUUGCAGGUGAAUGACAUGAACUUUGAGAACAUGAGCAACGACGAUGCGGUCCGGGUGCUGAGAGACAUUGUGCACAAGCCAGGCCCCAUCGUGCUGACUGUGGCCAAGUGCUGGGAUCCCUCUCCCCAGGCCUAUUUCACUCUCCCCCGAAAUGAGCCCAUCCAGCCAAUUGACCCCGCUGCCUGGGUCUCCCACUCCGCUGCCCUGACUGGCACCUUCCCAGCCUAUCCAGGUUCCUCUUCCAUGAGCACCAUUACAUCUGGGUCCUCUUUGCCUGAUGGCUGUGAGGGCCGGGGUCUCUCCAUCCAUACAGACAUGGCAUCUGUGACCAAGGCCAUGGCAGCUCCAGAGUCUGGACUAGAAGUUCGGGACCGCAUGUGGCUCAAGAUCACCAUCCCUAAUGCCUUCCUGGGAUCGGACGUGGUAGACUGGCUCUACCAUCACGUGGAGGGCUUUCCUGAGCGGCGGGAGGCCCGCAAGUAUGCCAGCGGACUGCUCAAGGCGGGCCUUAUCCGACACACCGUAAACAAGAUCACCUUCUCUGAACAGUGUUAUUAUGUCUUUGGAGACCUCAGUGGCGGCUGUGAGAGUUACCUAGUCAACCUGUCUCUGAAUGAUAAUGAUGGCUCCAGUGGGGCUUCGGAUCAGGACACCUUGGCUCCUCUGCCUGGGGCCACCCCUUGGCCUCUGCUUCCCACCUUCUCCUACCAGUACCCAGCCCCGCAUCCAUACAGCCCCCAGCCCCCACCCUACCAUGAGCUCUCGUCCUACACCUAUGGUGGAGGCAGUGCCAGCAGCCAGCACAGUGAAGGGAGCCGGAGCAGUGGGUCCACGCGAAGCGAUGGGGGGGCAGGGCGCACAGGGAGGCCUGAGGAGCGGGCCCCUGAGUCCAAGUCCGGCAGUGGCAGUGAGUCUGAGCCCUCCAGCCGGGGGGGCAGCCUUCGGCGGGGUGGGGAAUCUGGUGGCACUGGUGAUGGGGGCCCUCCCCCCUCCAGGAGCUCCUCAGGCGGUGCUCCCAAUCUCCGAGCCCACCCAGGGCUCCAUCCCUAUGGACCACCCCCUGGUAUGGCCCUCCCGUAUAACCCCAUGAUGGUGGUCAUGAUGCCCCCACCUCCCCCACCAGUCCCUCCAGCAGUGCAGCCCCCAGGGGCUCCUCCAGUCAGAGACCUGGGCUCAGUGCCCCCAGAGCUGACAGCCAGCCGCCAAAGCUUCCACAUGGCCAUGGGCAACCCCAGUGAGUUCUUUGUGGAUGUUAUGUAGAGCCCACUGGGGCCAUGCUGGGUCUCUACCCUGGGCCUGUCCAGUCAAUGCUUGGUGCUCCUGUCCUGUGAUUGGGUGUUUUGUCACUCACAUGCUUAUUACUCCUCCAGUGGUGCCUGGGCUCAGCCUGUCCUGUGGGCUGCUGCCUGCUGUGAGAUUGUUGCCACUGUGACACUUACCAGCAGUGCCUGGUUCCUCCCCCUCCCCUCGGGGGUGUACAAGGGACCUUUGGUUAUUUUUAGCUUUAUUGUUUUUUGUAAGCCUUUUGGGGGGGUUAAAAUAGACUUUCCUACAUUUUUUGGACUAUUUUUUUAGUAGGCAUUUCCUCUUUUAUAUGAAGAAUCCCCGUGUCCUGGGCCCUUCUCUUAACCCCAAAAUGUGACCUCCUACUCCAUUCACCCAGUCAGCUCUGUCUGCUACCCUGGGAGGAGGGGGGUUGGUCACCCUUGACAGCAGUCAAUGCUGGGGUAUUUGGUAUUUGGGGGCCGUGUAGCUGCUUUUGUUACUCUAUUUAUUUUAGUCACUUAUAUAAAACACCAAAUAAAGCAAUAGGGGCAAACUC
Molecule: messenger RNA, 3016 nt
Organism: Rhinolophus ferrumequinum (greater horseshoe bat)
Lineage: Eukaryota; Metazoa; Chordata; Mammalia; Chiroptera; Rhinolophidae
Gene: DVL2
Product: dishevelled segment polarity protein 2
Exons: 15
Coding region: 244-2454 (736 amino acids)
Biological process (GO): intracellular signal transduction; canonical Wnt signaling pathway
Cellular component (GO): cytosol
Molecular function (GO): frizzled binding
Source: RefSeq, a predicted model, not a curated record